Aureococcus anophagefferens is the source of this 696-nucleotide messenger RNA. RefSeq lists its product as hypothetical. Bases 1 to 696 code for a protein of 231 amino acids. The transcript is spliced from 3 exons. NCBI's taxonomy places the organism in Eukaryota, Pelagophyceae, Pelagomonadales, Pelagomonadaceae. The record is from RefSeq and is a predicted model, not a curated record. Gene Ontology annotation, molecular function: oxidoreductase activity, acting on the CH-OH group of donors, NAD or NADP as acceptor.
AUGAACGUGAUCCUUGUCCUCGCGUGGCUCGAGCGGUGCGUGGCGUUGACGGUGCUCAUCACGGGCGGUAACGGCGGCAUCGGAUCGGAGCUCGCGAUCAAGUUCGCCGCGGCGGGCCAUGACGUGAUCGUCGCCUGCCGCGGGCGGUCCGCGCACGUCCACGAGCGCAUCGUUGAGGAGCGGCUCGAGUCGCGCGCGCGCAUCGUCCUCGGCCUCGACGUCCUCGACGACGCCAAGGUGGACGCCUUCUUCGACUCGCUCAAAGCCGAGGGCGUCGUCCUCGACAUCCUACUCGGCGGCCUAGACCUCAAACUCGUGGAACAGGUCUUCGCAAUCAACGCCGUCGGGCCAAUCCGCGUGACCCAGGCGGUCCUGAGCCGUGACCUCCUCAAAAUGCCGGGGGGCAAGCUCGGCAGCAUCGCGAGCAACACCGCGACGGGCGGGAUCUACGCCUACCGCAUGUCCAAGUCCGCGCUCAACGCCGCGGGCAAGUCCAUGGCCGUCGACCUCAAGGCCCGCGGCGUCGCCGUCGCCCUCCUCGUCCCCGGCUACGUCGCGACGCCCAUGAAUGGCGACAAGGGCGACGUCACCGCCGAGGCCAGCGCGCGCGGCCUCUACGCGCGCAUCGUCGACGACCUGAGCCUCACAAACUCCGGGACCUUCUUCGGCACCGACGGCGCUCCAGUCCCCUGGUGA